AUGGAGGUCGAAAGUCGGGUCGAGUUGCCAGAUGGACAUUUGGUCAAUCUUUCUCCACGAAACCAGCGCGAAACUGAUCAAAGUCAACCACGAUACCAAGCAUAUCGAGCCGAGUACACGGUGAACGAACUAUCGGCAAGCCCAGUUGCCCAAGUUGCGGGCGGUGCAAAGCCGUUCGAGCUCGGCGAACGGACUCCACCAAGCGACACGCUUUACAAGACGAGAUCUGGGACCAAGCUGCCAGUUGCAAAAAGUAUUCGCGAUAAGAACCGCGACAGAGACAAUGAAACGCCGAGCCCAACCGGUAUACCUAAGCCAUCGCCGGGAACGUUAUCAUCGGGGGGAUCUACUGGCGACUCUGCGGGGCGUCAACAGUAUUGGUCCAAAAUUCGAGACAGAGUUGACAGAGGGUCUCCAUUGAUGCAGCGCGCGUCGUAUGUGCGAUCGAGGGAAGGUGAUCGGAAAAGAUCUGAGAGAUAUCGUAAUUAUCGCACUUGCAGCGGCCCCUUGGAAUACGACACGGUGCCUGGGCAGGAAAAAGACUCGGAGGAAAGUGUUUUGCCCCCGAGUCCCUACGGUGCCUGCAGAGAUCAGGGUGUCCAUCAAAUCGCGUCAAAACCUGAACAACACGCUGAAUCGAGGCCAAAUGGUGACUCUUGGGUUUCGUCACUGGUGAAAUACUCGAAUUCACACAAUGGCAAUUCCACGGAUAGCACAAGCGACGCCUCCCAAGAAUCAAACAUCUCCGUUUCUCCGGUCUCCGACGAUGAAGAUUCAGCGGAUUGGGAGGAUCGUUUCGUAGUGCACAUGCCGAGUGCCAAGGAACCAAACCCGCCCACGAUGACUUCGCAGGAAAUUGCAGAAUAUCAGCAACGUAUCGAGCGAGAGCAUCGACAAGGCCGGCGUUUGGUCGACAAGACUGAUGCACGGGGCCUGCGGAAUCAAUCACCAUCGAUUGUGCAAUCGAGCUCUCCUCCAGGUACCGCUAAAACACCUCCUUUUAUAGCCUAUGAGGACAGUUCUCCUCCUCUGGAGUCAAAGACUGCGCAGCAGCCGUCACCGCCACAGUUAGAACAGCCAGCCGAGCCACCGCAGCCACCCCGAGGGCCUGAACCCCAGGAUUACUUUUGUCCAGAUGAGAUCGGCAACCAUCGAAUCAGUACAAUCUGGGAGGAAUCUCCAUCGAAGUCACACGAGAGAAAAGUCACACCACCUGCGGAUGGCUCUUUUUUAGGGUGCAAGGAGAUCAACGGAGAUGGGACAAGGAAUCCAGACGAAAUACUGCUAUUCGGUUCCGGAGAGAGCCCAGCAAGCCUCCAACCACGUCCGUUGGCCGUCAAGUCGAAGAAGAAGCAGACCGCCGAAAAGAAGGCCUCAGAUACGCCUACAAUGCUCACAAUAUCCAGCAAACAUCAAGACAAAAACCAAGCAUCGGAAGGGCGGGUAGAUCCUAUUCAGAGUUCGAAGCUUCCCCCAUGCUCGAAGUUGCCAGUAACGACCAUGUGCCGCGAUCCUCAAGCAACCCACGAUAUCCCAAGAUUGCCUUUGCAGACUUCGGAGCAAGCCAUCUCUCGAAUAUCGGACCCGGAAAUCCGCUCGGCAGAGAAGUCGGAGGGGACUCGUGGAGACGACGAUGUGUUCAUUAUCACACCCACUAUCACACGCACUAUGCUUCCAGUCCCAGGCUACAGAGCAGUCGAGAAAAGGCCGUCUGCUUUGAGACCUCAAGGUCUUCGACGUCAAGGCGACGUUGGCCAUUCAAUCACCUACGAGGCAGUGAAGGCCGUGCGAGCGGUGCCUCAGGUCGUCACUACUCCAUCAGGGCUUCGAUAUACAGCAGGAAAAUUGCAAUCAAGCUCGAAAAUGCACUCCGUCGAAUCGCUGGAAUCCACCAAGAGUCACGUCGCCGACCAGACUCAAAAGUUGAAGCCUGCUCCCGACGACACGACGGAGACACCACCACUCGCAGAGAAAAAAGCAAAAUUUCAAAGGGAGAUCAAGUUCAUCAGGAGCAUGCCUCUGCUGAGAUCAUCAAACAGCCAGGUAGAGAACGAGGAGGAACACAGUCAGGCGCCAAGCUCUAUCCGUGGAUUCAUCCGUACCACCGGGCUCGCAAGGCCGGUAGGACUGGCAAAGUCUCCUACAGACCAUCUGGCCAGUAUUCUGCGAAAUGGCACAGACUCGAUCCGCAGCCGAGCUGAGGCUAUGCGCAAGAAUCGAAAGGAGUCGCCCGUGUCUGUUCCGAGUAGAGAGAACUCAGAGUCCUCUCGGUCCGAAUUGUCUUUUACGUCGGUCAACGAUCUGUCCAAACUGACAUCUCCGCCGUCCCCUUGGUCUUCCCCGAGGAAACUCUCACCGGCAAUCAAAGUUCUUUUUGGCGAUAGUGAGCCAGAAAGACGGAGACUUUCGUACGACAAGUCUCCCAGGCCGAGUGUCGAAGAUCUCACCAGCACAAAGACCUCUCAAACUGCUGUGCAGUCGCUGCAGUCCGCCGUGAAGCCUACUCCGGUGGUUGCUGUGGAGGAAACGACUCGUGUUUUGGCCGAGUCUAAAUUCGCCGAGGAGGACUCCAAAUCAACUACGGAAGACUCCAAACCCGCGAAGCUGACUCGAGCCCAACGACUGGAAAAAUUCAAAGAGGAAGCUCGAAUCCGUCGUGCCGCCAGGAUGGCAAGGGAGAACAUGGUGGCAAUUGAGAAAACGGUCGACGUCGCCGGACUCGCUGAGUUGGACGGUCGCCAAGUUACUGGUCGUAAGAGCAAACUCCAACCCAAUAUCACGGAUGUUCAAGAUGUCUGUGAAAAUUUGCAUGAGCUGAAUGCGAGAGAAAAGGACGAUUAUUCGAACGACAAUAUUCAACCCUUCGUGCUGACGAUGAUCUUCGAGAUUGUUGUUGUCGCUGUCACCUCCGUUCACCGAUUCGGCCUUCAAGCUAUCACUAGCCCCUACGUCAAGUUUUUUGCGGUCAAUCUCGCCAGCAUGAUCCGACACUGCUACCGGGUCUCGAGCCGAAUAUACUACGCUGCAUUGCACUACCAAGUCUCGGGUGUUUGGCCAGAUAUGUCCGACGACCAGGCCGUGCGGCGUUUUGUUGUGGACCUUCUCCAGGCCACCAUCUACUUGUUUGUUCUUGCUUUCGCUUCUCUGCUUGUCUACCGCACUAUCGGCUAUUGCUAUCUGAUCGGAAGUUGGUUUUUGUGGCUGUGCAGUCCUUUUGCGUGGUUCCUCAACUGUACCACUCGCGCGAUCAUGAUGUGA
Messenger RNA from Penicillium diatomitis, 3258 nucleotides. Its product is annotated as putative NTP binding protein. The record is from RefSeq and is a predicted model, not a curated record. Bases 1 to 3258 code for a protein of 1085 amino acids. Lineage: Eukaryota; Fungi; Ascomycota; Eurotiomycetes; Eurotiales; Aspergillaceae. The transcript has a single exon.